Diorhabda carinulata is the source of this 3478-nucleotide messenger RNA. RefSeq names its product dynamin-like. Gene Ontology annotation, molecular function: GTP binding; microtubule binding; GTPase activity. Bases 264 to 3410 code for a protein of 1048 amino acids. Gene Ontology annotation, cellular component: plasma membrane; extracellular region; cytoplasm. The transcript is spliced from 18 exons. Lineage: Eukaryota; Metazoa; Arthropoda; Insecta; Coleoptera; Chrysomelidae. The record is from RefSeq and is a predicted model, not a curated record. Gene Ontology annotation, biological process: receptor-mediated endocytosis.
ACCUAAAUUUUUUAUAGAUAACAAUGUGUACUGUGCAACAGAACGAAAAUUAACAAAAUACUCGGUUAACGAAUCUUGUUUAUUAUAAGCUAAAAGCAGAUCAUGGUGUGGUUAUCUUAAAAGUGCUUAAAACUAUAGUCCCAUCGUGUAUGAUUCAUUCGCGACUCGGUAGUCAUUACAGAACGUUCGACGAUUAUUGAAUUGUUUAUAAUUUAUGUUUUACUGUGAAAUAGUUGGUGAUUUUUUUCUUCUAAAGACACAAUAUGGCGGGUAACGCCGGUAUGGAACAUUUAAUACCGAUCGUGAAUAAGUUACAAGAUGCUUUUACUGUACUGGGUGUGAACUUAAGUCUCGAUUUACCUCAGAUCGCCGUGGUGGGGGGACAAUCAGCUGGAAAAAGUUCCGUUUUAGAAAAUUUCGUCGGAAGAGAUUUUUUACCGAGAGGAUCGGGAAUCGUAACCAGGAGGCCGCUUAUCCUUCAACUGAUUCAUUCCAAAUUUGAAUAUGCCGAAUUCCUACAUAACAAGGGAAAGAAAUUCACCGAUUUCGAUGAGGUUAGGAAAGAAAUCGAAGCCGAAACUGAUAGAAUUACUGGAAACAAUAAAGGAAUUUCAACGCUUCCCAUAAAUCUGAAAAUUUAUUCCCCGCACGUCCUGAAUUUAACACUGAUAGAUUUACCGGGGAUGACGAAAGUACCGAUAGGAGAUCAACCAGCUGACAUCGAACAACAAAUCAGAAAUAUGAUUUUGCAAUUUAUCAAAAAAGAAUCUUGUCUGAUUUUGGCGGUAACGCCUGCCAAUACCGAUUUAGCGAAUUCAGAUGCUUUACAAAUUGCAAGAGAAGUUGAUCCGCAAGGAUAUCGUACAAUAGGAGUGAUCACAAAACUAGAUAUUAUGGAUGAAGGUACAGACGCUAGAUUAAUUCUAGAAAAUAAAUUAUUACCCCUAAGACGAGGUUAUGUCGGGGUCGUAAAUCGUUCGCAAAGAGACAUCGAUGGUCAAAAAGAUAUCAAACUCGCUUUGGAAUCCGAAAGAAAAUAUUUUUUAGGACACCCAGCUUAUAGACACAUUGCAGAUAAACUUGGAACGCCAUAUUUACAAAAAGUUUUGAAUGAACAACUAACGAAUCAUAUUAGAAACACAUUACCCUCAUUGAGAGAUAAAUUACAAAAACAAAUGAUCAUUUUGGAAAAAGAAUUAGGAGAUUUUAAGAAAUUCAGUCCGGACGAUCCAAGUUUGAAAAACAAGGCGUUGUUACAGAUGAUCCAACAAUUUGCGUUGAGUUUCGAAAAAGUGUUAGAAGGCUCUAGAUCGGACGACGUCAAUACGACGGAACUCUCGGGUGGUGCCAAAAUUAAUUGUAUAUUCCACGAACGAUUCCCUUUCGAAAUAGUCAAAAUGGAAUUCGACGAAAGCGAAUUAAGACGAGAAAUAGCGAUCGCCAUUGCCAACAUACACGGAAUCAGGAUCGGGCUUUUUACACCCGAUUUAGCUUUCGACGCUAUAGUUAAAAAACAGAUAGCUAGACUUAAAGAACCGUGUCUAGAAUGCGUCAACCUAGUAGUAACCGAAUUAAUAAAUAUCAUUCGUACGUGUACAGAUCAGAUGUCGAGGUUUCCGAGAUUAAAAGAAAUAGUAGAGAGGAUAAUAACGAAUUAUUUAAGACGAAGAGAAGAAUUUUGUAAAGACCAACUUUCGGUUUAUAUACAUUGUCAAUUGUCAUAUAUGAAUACGAACCAUGAAGACUUUAUAGGAUUCGCUAAUGCUGAAAAUCAAGCUAAAAAAUCAGUUCCGGUCAGCAACGAUCAUUUAGGUAAUCAAGUGAUUAGAAAAGGUUAUAUGACGUUGCAUAAUCUAAGUAUUAUAAAAGGAAGAAGCUUCUGGUAUGUUCUGUCUUCGGAUAAUUUGGCGUGGUACAAAGAUGAAACGGAAAAGGAAAUUCAGUACAUUUUACCUUUAAAUAAAUUGAGAUUAAGGGAUGUCGGAUCUGGUUUUAUAAAUAAGAAACCAACUUUUGCUUUAUUCUUACCCAACGGCGCUAAUGUCUAUAAGGAUUACAAACAAUUGGAACUGAGUUGUAGUUCGUUAGACGAUAUGAAUUCGUGGAAAGCGUCGUUCUUAAGAGCCGGCGUUUACCCCGAAAAGCCGAUCAACGAUGAAACAGAAGAAGAUAACGCGAUAAUAGAUAACGACGUCGAUCCUCAACUUAAAAGACAAGUUGAAGUGAUAAGAAAUUUAGUGGAAAGUUACAUGUCGAUAGUGAGCAAAGCCACCAAAGAUUUAGUUCCCAAAAUAAUCACGAAUUUAAUAAUUAAAAAUACAAAAAUGUUUAUAUUCGAAGAGUUACUCGUCAAUAUUUAUGCUCAAGAAGAUCGGAUUAAUUUAUUAGAAGAAUGUCCGGCGGAAGUUAAAAAACGAGAAGAAAAAAUGGCGAUGUUUCAAGCUUGUAAAUCAGCUUUAGAUAUAAUAGGUGACUGUACGAUGAAAUGUUCUAGUAAUACUUUAAUUAAUAAAGAAGAAGAAAAUCACUAUUCCAUAUCAACUGUUUCUAAUAAACCGACAAUAGCGACUAAAAAAAAUUAUAGAUUAUCAACACCACCUCCAGUAUUUUCUAGACCAGCUCCGCCGCCGCCUCCAGGAAAAUUGAGGAAAUAUAAGACCUACAGCCAAAAUUAUCGACAACCAAUCUACCAAAGUGAUUUUGUAAGAAAUACACCACAAGUUGCAGUAAAUUCGAGAGCUUGUCCAGAAAAAAACGGUCGUUUCCCCACUAGCACUUGCGAUGGAUACAUAGAAUGCAAAGAUGGAGUUGCCGAAGAAAAAGUAUGUCCGGACGGGCUUCUAUUUAACGCUGCGUCAGACAUAUUCGCAUUCCCAUGUCAGUAUCCCAUUGACGUAGACUGUACAGGAAGAGAACAAACACAUCCCGCUCAACCAACAGACGAUUGUCCCCACCAAUUCGGUUAUUAUAGAAUGGGAGACGAAGCUAAUUGUGGAAAAUUUAUAAAUUGCGUCGAUGGACACGCGUACGUAUUCGAUUGUCCCGAAGGAUUGGCGUUUAAUGGAGAAACGUACAGAUGCGAUUGGCCCGAUAAAGUAUCAACUUGUAACGCUGAAGCUUAUUUGGGCUUCAGUUGUCCCCCAGACGCUAAAUCGUUGGGGUUAGGUUUAGGAGACGAAGAAUAUAGAUAUUUCAGAUCUCCUCACGAUUGCCAACAUUAUUAUCUUUGCAUUCAAGGAAAACCAAGGAUAUAUAAUUGUGGAGAAAAUCAAGCGUUCAAUGACAUCACUAAUAGUUGUGACGCCAUUGAAAAUGUUACGGGGUGUGCUAUACCCGUUAAUAAUUAUAACGAGGAAUUUAAUUCUAAAAGAAAACCGGUAUAUAAUACGAAUUUCAGACUUUCUGGUUAGAUAGAAUUGUACACAAUGUUUUUUUUUAUAUUUGUACAUAUUAUAAUAAAGAAAAUAAAACAAAAAAA